AGUAACGCCUGUAACAAGACUGCCGAGGCUGUGUCAGUAACAGUUGACGGUUUCCUGUUUGUAAUUGAGCUCCAAGCCUGCAAAAUUAUCACAAAGUCUAAAAAGUAAAGUGACCAGUAUCCAAAUAAAGUAUUUUCAGCCUCACCUGAACGGAAAUGAUGGCUGGGAAAGGUGGUUUGACCAAACUGGACGUGGGUGUUUUAAGCGCUGAGCAGCAAGAGAAACUCCGCGAGUUUAAGGUAACACCUGAGCUAACAUGCUAGCCCGUCAUCUGAGCUAACAGUGCUGUUUGGAAGGAAGCUGAAAAAGGUCUUUUGAUUCACAGAUCAAAACGAGAAUCGACAAUGAGAGAUAUCUGAGGUCACAUCCAGAGGUGGAGAUAUUGAUCGGUAACUUUCUGAGGUUAGUCAGCUCAUCUUCUUGUCUUAAUACAGGUGCAGGGUGUCUGUCAGGUAAAUAAGGUGUCUGCGGGUUUUACAGGUCAAUAAAGAUGCUCUUGAGUGCGUUAGUGCGUGAGCUGUUUAUUGUUCAAAUUAUGAUAGAAAACAAUAUGGAAAUAAAAGGCCGGAUCAUUUGGUUACUUUAAAAUGUUUUGAGUUGAAGGGCAAUCAUAAUCCAGGUAUGCAAACAUGUCACUGGGGAGUUUCACUUGAGUUUGACAGGCAAAUGUCUUAAGGUCUUUACCAGGCUUCACAACUUGAUACUGUACCAGCUUUUUAUCCUAGAUGUAGCUCUAUUGACCUUCAAUUUUUAAACUAUUUAUGUAGGAUGGAAAAAUCUGACUUAGUCUGUAAGCAUUUAAUAUGUAAGGAGUGGCCAAACACUUUUUAAUUUCAGUGCUGAACAAGUUAGAGUGCAAUAGGGGAGAGUGGGGUAAGUUGAGCCAAAGGGUAAGUUGAGCCACCCCCUGUUGAAAUUGAUCAUGUGACCAAAUAUUUAGGAGAUGGGCAUCAAUUCAUGGAGUCUGUGAAGGUAAGAAGCAUAUGGGUGAAGGGGUUAGACAUUUAUUCAAAAAACAACAACAUUUUUUACUCUUGAAAGUGAAUUUAUUCUGUCAUAAGUUUUAUCAUUUUAAAGUUGUUUUAUACAUCAACUGUGGUAUCUAUGAGCUACAACAUGAGGUCAGAAACCUAGUGUAAAAGUCCACCAUUUUAGCUUAGAGGACUAAUAAAGUCAUAAUAGUAGUUCUGGGGUCAGUAAAGGAGUCUGAUGAGAGGAUCAGAGUUUCAGUUCAGAUUGUUGAAAUGUUUUACUUUUUCUUUUCAAAAAUACAGCUGUGAAUGUUCUGAAUCACUUAAAGACUUUCUCAUGUUAAAAUGUCUCUUUACAAAACAGCUUUUUAGCAGUUAUAUGCAAUAAUAAUAAAAAGAAUUAUUGUACCAGUUGAAUAGUGUAUAAUAGAUAAAAAUACACAUGAAUAUGAAGAUGUGACUGUUAUUUAGGGAGAGAGAAGGUGAGGGAGGGCUGGGGUGGAGAGUGGGGGGGUUAGUAGAGAUACGGCUCAACUUACCCCGCUCCUAUGGUCAACUUACCCCAUACACGGGAUAAGUUGACCAUAGAAGACCACUUUUUUUGUCAUGCUAUAUUAUCAAGACAGUUUACACUCAUUCUGUUGGUUUGUAGGGAUGCACAACAUCUUAAAAUAUAUGCAGAUACACUAGGAUUGCCUUGAUGUAGUGAUCUGAAAUAUGAAAAAUGUCUCAUCUUACCCCACCCUCCUCUACAAUAUUUAACUGAACACAAUCUUUCAGCAUUCAUGAAUACACAAAUUUACUUUCAAUUUAAUAACAAAAAGCUGCUGAUAUACAACCAAGUUUCCAAUCAAUGUCUUUAAAAGAAACAAAAGCCUUUAAUUUUUAAUCAUCUGCCUCAGAGGAUGAGUAUAUGAAGAACUGAUCAUCUUGACAUACAGGUCAUACUGAAUAUUAUUCAUUGUUUUCACCUUGCUGUCCUCACAGAGAUGUGCUUCUGGAAAGACCUACUGACAUACAGGAGUUUGCUGCAGGUGAGAGCACAGUUACACACAUGAAUGGUCAGCUGUAUAAUCUUUUGAGUGAACAGCCUAUGUUUCAGUAAAAUCCCUUGUAUGUAUAUUGUUUAGUGAUAAAAGCUGUCACUGCUAGAUUUAUUAAAUGUACAAUUUAUAGGGGAAUAGCUUGAUGGUGUUUUUAAUAGUUUUUAUAGAUUUUAUAAGCACCUGUACUUUUGUGUUGUUGACUUUGCUAGCAGUAGGAAGAUAAAUGCAAUAUUUUAUCAAAUUCUCUCUACAAGAAAUAAGGACUUCAGUUGGAGUAGUUGUUAAAUGUUUGAUUGAAAUUAUCUACUUACACACAUCAAAAUGAUUAUACCCACAAACCAGCUCUGAUGGUCUUUUUCAGAGCACUUCACCAACCCAAACCUUCAGGUUGUUAUCAGCUCCAAAAUGGAUAGAAAGAUUGGCACGGAGUGAAACGUAUCCACCACCAAGAACGCUGAUUUUUCUUUUUGUCUCCCCCGCUCAUAACUACUCACUGAUGGGCCUUUUUAAGUUACAAUUGUUUACCUGAUAACAUGAUGUUCAGAUCACAAUCAAAACAUUUUCCGAGAGGCAAAUAAGAGGGGGGUUUGUCAUGACUGACUCAAAUGAGUGAAAUAAAUGGUUGAUGAGUGAACAAACUCCUGAAGAUACAAAGCAUGCAAAAUGUUCCUCCGCCCAAAAUCAUCAGAUAUCUGUAGUCUGCAUUGAGUGAACUCUCCUGUCAAAAUAUUAUUUAACUUCAUUGAUGAUGAAGCUACAGUAAGUUUUAUUUUUGUGUCAUUAGAAAUUACCCCCAACAUCUAUCUAUAAAGUAUUGAUUUUAGUGUGAUGGUAAUAUAUAAUAAAGCUCCAGUAAAGAACUUUUGAUUUACUCUGAUUUUGGUGCCUAAAGUGGUCAGGUACUUGUAGUUUGUGAUGAAAAAUUCCAUCUUUAAAUGGCCAAAUAAAUUUAUCAGAAGUGAACUAAAAAGAAAUUCUGAAUAUUGUUACCAUAAGUCACAUAGAGGCAUCAGUAUUCAUCUUAGUCUGUUUCAUAACUAGUUAGAAACUCCUCAUAGAUGCUUAAAAUUAUAACAUGGAUAUUUUCCUGCACAGUUAGAGCAUACUGAUAAAAAUGCUGUGCUGCGUACUUGUUAAAUAUUUGUUGAUGUCACUCACGAUUGUAACAUCCAAUGAUUGAGUUAUGAAGUCUGAUUUUUUCCUCUGCACUUUGAGGGAAUUUUAAAGUGAGAUAAAACCGUUCAGUUCACCCUCUCACCACCUGAGUCGCCAUUUCCCCUGCCUCCAAACUGUAAGUGUGCAUGGAUCAGAGUUUGUUUUUUAUAGUUCACAAAGGCCUUGUUUUGUGUGGAUGCAAUGUUUAUAGAUGAGGCCCAAGGAUAUGAUCAGAAAGACAAAAAUGUUUGCUAUUUUCCAGAGCCCAUGUAAAGGGGAGUAGUCAGAUUUACUCCUCAUUGACAGGACAGAAAAGACAUACAGAACAAACACUAAACCAACAUCACUGUUUUAAUGGGUGCUUUGUUUCACAUCAGGGCUUGCUUUUCACGAGUGCCUGCUAUAUGUUUGCCAAUUUUCCAGUGGAGAGAGUGAAUUAAGGUUUUCUGUUUGUUUAUCUUUUUUGGUGGAUGUUUGUGUAUUUCGUUGUGAUUUAUGGGUUUGAUUUUAUGACCUUAUGUAAUAUCUCCAGCUGGGAUUUAAAAUAAUGUUCAAAAGGAAAGACAAAAUUAUAUCCUGUCAGAAAAAUCUUCAGAAUAAAUGAAAAGCUGUUUAUCUAA
This is a messenger RNA of Xyrichtys novacula (pearly razorfish), 3792 nucleotides long. The record is from the annotation of a GenBank genome assembly. Lineage: Eukaryota; Metazoa; Chordata; Actinopteri; Labriformes; Labridae.